Messenger RNA from Lactuca sativa (garden lettuce), 592 nucleotides. RefSeq lists its product as uncharacterized. The record is from RefSeq and is a predicted model, not a curated record. Lineage: Eukaryota; Viridiplantae; Streptophyta; Magnoliopsida; Asterales; Asteraceae.
AGGAUGAUUAUUAUUAUUAUAUCGAGUAUAUAUGUAGAUCACAACAAAACUCUCUUAUACAAAAAGAUGUCUGCUGCUGCUACUGCCAGUAGGCUUCUUCACUCUCUUCAUCUUCUCUUCAUCUUCUUCAUCCUCCUAAACCCAUUCCAAUCUUCCCAUGCGGCGGAGGAAACAAUGGUGCCGUUGAUUGAGCCCGGAAAACGAGAGAUGAUGGAAUUUGUAUUACACGACAGUCGCCGGAAGCUCAACGGCUUCAAGAUUUGUGCGCUUUGCACUUGUUGUAACUCCGGCGGCGGCGGUGGCGGUGGCGGUGGCGGCGGUGGUGGUAAAUAUUGCUUACCUUCUCCUUGUUGCUAUGCAAUCAACUGCAACAUCCCAAAUCGCCCUUUUGGAUUCUGCUCAUUUACUCCAAAAACAUGUAACUGCUUUGGAUGCCAUCUUUGAUCAAAACCCCAAAUUUAUUUUUAUGAAAAAAAAUAUCGUUUGAAGUUUGAGGGUUUGAUUGAAAAUUUAUUUUUCUUUUUUCUUUUUGGAAGAUUAUUUAUUUAUUAUUAUUAUAAUUAAUGUUAUAAUUAUUAUUGUUUGUUUUGUA